Cuscuta europaea is the source of this 2938-nucleotide messenger RNA. NCBI's taxonomy places the organism in Eukaryota, Viridiplantae, Streptophyta, Magnoliopsida, Solanales, Convolvulaceae. The record is from the annotation of a GenBank genome assembly.
AUAGCGGAUUUUUCGGAGUAACUAUAAAUGGAGAGCUUUUCCCCCAAGAAAAUUCCAUAUUUAAUUUUGGCGUGAGGCAUAUUUGUGGUCUGAUUUUCUGGUUCUUCUGGCAUGAUCCUCUCUAUAUAUUUCAAGCAUUUUUAUAUGUAGUAAUCAGGUCUUCCUCUCUUAAGCGCUCUGUUUUCUUCUUGCUUAGUUGAUUCUAGAACUCCCCUGAGACUUUGUUAGCUUGGUACAUCAUAAUCAUCUGUAAUGGCUGAGGCUGUUCUGACCCGUGUUCAUGGCCUUCGUGAGCGUCUUGAUGUUACUUUAGCUGCUCAUCGCGAUGACAUUUUGCUGUUCAUAUCAAAGAUUGAGAGCCAUGGGAAAGGAAUCUUGAAGCCUCACCAACUUGUGGCUGAGUUUGAGGCGAUCUUCAAGGAUGACAAAGGCAAACUGAGUGGACAUCCCUUUCUAGAAGUUUUGAAAUCCACACAAGAAGCAAUAGUUUUGUCUCCAUGGGUUGCACUGGCUAUCCGUUUGAGGCCCGGUGUGUGGGAAUAUGUUCGCGUCAAUGUUAAUGCUUCAGGUGUGGAGGAGAUGACUGUUCCUGAGUAUCUUCAAUUAAAAGAAGAGCUUGUUGAUGGACCGGCUAAUGGUAAACUUGUUCUUGAAUUGGAUUUUGAGCCAUUCAAUGCUUCUUUUCCCAAGCCAACUCUUACCAAGUCCAUUGGCAAUGGAGUUGAAUUCCUAAACAGACACCUUUCUGCAAAAAUGUUCCAUAACAAGGAAAGCAUCACUCCUCUCCUUGAUUUUCUCAGACUUCAUGAAUUCAAUGGCAAGACGAUGAUGCUAAAUGAAAGAAUCAAGGACCUAAAAACUCUCCAAAGUGUCCUUAGAAAGGCAGAGGAGUAUUUAUCUACACUUUCUCUAAAAACUCCAUUCUCUGAGUUUGAAAACAAGUUUCAAGAAAUCGGGUUGGAGAAAGGUUGGGGUGACAACGCGGAACGUGUCUUGGAGAUGAUCGGAAUGCUUUUGGAUCUUCUGGAGGCUCCCGAUUCAUGCACACUGGAGAGGUUCUUGGGGAAAAUUCCCAUGGUUUUCAACAUUGUUAUUCUUUCGCCCCACGGUUAUUUUGCCCAGGAAAAUGUUUUGGGAUAUCCUGACACUGGUGGCCAGGUUGUUUACAUUUUGGAUCAAGUUCCCGCGUUAGAGAGGGAGAUGCUUAAACGGAUUAAAGAGCAAGGACUUGAUAUUAAGCCAAGAAUCCUCAUUAUAACUAGGUUUCUUCCAGAUGCGGUGGGUACCACUUGUGGACAGCGGCUAGAGAAAGUUUUUGGAGCUGAAUACUCGCACAUUCUGAGAGUCCCCUUUAGGACUGAGGAGGGUGUUGUGCGAAAAUGGAUCUCUCGUUUCGAAGUCUGGCCAUACAUGGAAACUUUCAUUGAGGAUGUUGCAAAAGAAAUUACAGACGAGUUGCAGACCAAACCAGAUUUGAUCAUAGGGAAUUACAGUGAGGGUAACCUUGCUGCCUCCAUACUGGCUCACAAGCUAGGUGUUACACAGUGCACAAUUGCUCAUGCAUUGGAGAAGACAAAAUAUCCAGAUUCAGAUCUUUAUUGGAAAAAGUUUGAUGAGAAAUAUCACUUCUCGUCCCAGUUCACUGCUGAUCUCAUCGCGAUGAAUCAUACCGACUUCAUCAUCACCAGCACCUUCCAAGAGAUUGCUGGAAGCAAGGACAGUGUUGGACAGUAUGAAAGCCACAUGGCAUUCACAAUGCCUGGAUUGUACAGAGUUGUUCAUGGCAUAGAUGUGUUUGACCCCAAAUUCAACAUUGUCUCUCCAGGAGCUGAUAUGAACCUAUAUUUCCCCUACACAGAAAAGGAAAGGAGACUAACAACCCUUCAUCCUGAAAUCGAAGAUCUCCUAUUUAGCAAUGUUGAGAAUGAAGAACACCUAUGUGUGCUCAAGGAUAGGAAGAAGCCCAUCCUAUUCACCAUGGCUAGAUUGGAUCGUGUGAAGAACCUCACAGGUCUUGUGGAAUGGUAUGCCAAGAACCCAAAGCUGAGAGAGUUAGUUAAUCUUGUUGUGGUUGGUGGGGACAGGAGGAAGGAAUCUAAAGAUUUGGAGGAGCAAGCAGAGAUGAAAAAGAUGUAUGAGCUCAUAAAGACGCACAAUUUGAACGGACAGUUCAGAUGGAUCUCUUCACAGAUGAACCGUGUGAGGAACGGUGAGCUGUACAGAUACAUUUGUGAUACUAGAGGGGCUUUCGUGCAGCCCGCUUUCUAUGAGGCUUUUGGGCUGACAGUUGUUGAGGCCAUGACUUGUGGGCUGCCUACCUUUGCAACCAACCAUGGUGGGCCAGCCGAGAUCAUCAUCCAUGGGAAAUCUGGUUUCCACAUUGAUCCAUACCAUGGUGAUCAGGCUGCUCAACUGCUUGUUGAUUUCUUUGAGAAGUGUAAGAAGGAUCCUUCUCAUUGGGAGAUCAUUUCUGCUGGAGGCCUUAAGCGUAUCCAGGAGAAGUACACUUGGGAAAUCUACUCAGAAAGGCUAUUGACACUCUCUACUGUAUAUGCGUUCUGGAAACAUGUUUCCAAGCUUGAUCGCCUUGAGACUCGUCGCUACAUUGAAAUGUUUUACGCUCUCAAUUACCGAAAGAUGGCGGAAAGGGUUCCUUUGGCUCAGGAGUAACAAGGGUGAAAUGAUGGGGAGAUGGGAGUCAAGUUUACUUGCUUUGUUGGAAUAAGAACUCUGUGAUUGUGGUUGUGGUAAAUUGUAAAAUGGAUAUUAUAUCUGGUAUAGUAUUGAUUGCAUGUAGCCCUAAGUGCUCAUGGUUUUCAUUUGAAUUCUCAUUUGUGAAAAUUUGAGAAACUAAAAUAUAUUAAUUCUUGGUUGAUUUUGUUUUGCCCUUGUUUCUUCUCUUUUUGUUUUUUAACGUCAAUGUCAUUUUACAGCAAGA